Messenger RNA from Beta vulgaris subsp. vulgaris (sugar beet), 506 nucleotides. RefSeq lists its product as hypothetical. The record is from RefSeq and is a predicted model, not a curated record. Lineage: Eukaryota; Viridiplantae; Streptophyta; Magnoliopsida; Caryophyllales; Amaranthaceae. The coding region runs from base 65 to 280 and encodes 71 amino acids. The transcript has a single exon.
UCCUCUUGUUAAGCUGAAGCUUCUUUGGGUAAUAUUUCUUAUGCAUCAUCUGUAGAAUCUGGAAAUGAAGAAAGGAUUGCACCCUCAGAUGCAAUGGAUAUCUUACGUGACUCAAAGUGGUAGGUUGAUCAAUGUCAUGAUGAGCAAAAUUCACCGAGAACCCAAAGUAUACCAUUUCAGAGCAAAACGUCAGAUGGCUCAAAGCUUGGGACAGAUUGCCAAGUUCAAGCGCCGUUACGGGGAAGAGCAGAAGGAUGAGGUGAACAAGGAAGAAAAAUAGGACCAUUAGCUUCUUGUUGACUUAAUCUUAGCAUCUUAUUUUUGAGUAAGUUGUGGAGUGAGCUUACCAUUAUCUGGCUUGAUUUGUAGUACUUUGGAUGGUAUCAUCUAUGUUAACUUGAUCUUUACUUAUUUGAUGGGUUUUCGGGGAAAACAGAUCCAUAGGGUAUCGCGUCGCAUCAGAAUACUGAUUUACUUCUCAUAAAUUUAGAAUUUCUUUCACAGAA